Messenger RNA from Trematomus bernacchii (emerald rockcod), 2972 nucleotides. It is a transcript of the gene rbmx, whose product is annotated as RNA binding motif protein X-linked. The record is from RefSeq and is a predicted model, not a curated record. Bases 333 to 1502 code for a protein of 389 amino acids. Lineage: Eukaryota; Metazoa; Chordata; Actinopteri; Perciformes; Nototheniidae. Gene Ontology annotation, molecular function: RNA binding. Gene Ontology annotation, cellular component: spliceosomal complex. Gene Ontology annotation, biological process: positive regulation of mRNA splicing, via spliceosome. The transcript is spliced from 10 exons.
UGCUCUGCCGGAAAAAGUGAAGGAGAAGAAGAGAGAAGGAAAGAAUAACGGCGAGGACAAGCUUCUCUUUAUACACACUACACACCCAUGGAAACAACCGUACCUACAGAGUAUAGUCUGACAACACCUGGCUGCAUGUUUGAUGAUUAAUUAAUGUGUUUCCAUGUGUUCAGCGUAGCGUGUUUAUAUUUGGAAAUCUCGACACAACCGUUAGUAGCUUGCUAGCUAGCGUUAUCCAAGUAACUAGCUAAAACAGCUGGCACGUUUAUCGCCAUUUUGCGCAUUCGACAGCUCAAGACUUUCGCAAACAACAAGGUGGUGUAGUUUGUAGCAUGGCAGAGGCAGACCGACCAGGGAAGCUCUUCAUCGGGGGACUGAACACCGAGACCACCGAGAAGGCCCUUGAGCAAUACUUCAGCAAAUAUGGCAGGAUUGUUGAAGUUCUUUUGAUGAAAGACCGGGAGACAAACAAAUCCAGAGGCUUUGCUUUUGUUACUUUUGAGAGUCCGGCUGAUGCAAAGGAUGCAGCACGAGAGAUGAAUGGAAAGUCUCUUGAUGGCAAGCCUAUCAAAGUGGAACAAGCUACAAAGCCUCAAUUUGAGAGUGCUGGCAGGCGAGGACCCCCCAUGCAAUCACGCAGUCGUGGUCCACCCAGAGGGCCCCGUGGUUCCAGGGGUGGUGCUGGUGGUAUGAGAAGUCCACCAUCCAGAGACUACUAUGAUAAUUCAGGGAAUGUAGAACCCUUCUUUAAAGGGAUGUCAUCCCGAGGCCCCCCGGCAAUGAAAAGAGGACCCCCAGUUCGUAACGGAGGUCCCCCAGCCAAGAGGUCUGCCCCAUCUGGUCCCAUGAGCAGAACCCCCAUGUCAAGAGACCGGGAUCCCUAUGGUCCACCCCCUCCUCGCAGAGACUCCAUGAUGUCCAGGAGGGAUGAUUAUCCAUCACCAAGAGAUGAACAUUACAACUCCAAAGAUAGUCGGGAUUAUAAUUCGAGAGACUCAAGGGACUACGGACCUCCUCAAAGAGAUGAUUCAUGCAGAGAAUAUUCCAACUCCAGUUCCCGAGACGACUAUGGCUCGAUGUCAAGAGGAUACAGUGAUCGCGAUGGCUAUGGGGGAGGCCGAGAACCGAGAAAUUACAUGGACCGUUCAAGUGGUGGCUCCUACAGAGAUUCAUAUGAUGGUUACGGUAACUCUCGCAGCGCCCCAACUUCACGGGGCCCCCCACCAGCCUAUGGUGGGAGCAGUGGAAGCAGUCGUUACGAUGACUAUGGCAGCAGUUCCCGAGAUGGCUAUGGCAGUCGUGACAGUUACCCCAGCAGUCGGAGUGAGCCAUAUCCACCUAGUCGUGGCGAGCGAAUGGGCAGGCAGGAGAGGGGCCCAGCUCCCCCUGUUGAGAGAGGCUACCCUCCUCGUGAGUCGUACAGCAGCUCAAGCCGUGGAGGGCCACGCGGUGGCCGCGGUGGCAAUCGACCCGAUAGAGGGAUGGCUCGCAGCAGAUACUGAACUGGACUUGGAAAUCACAUUAAAGUAAACGUUAGUCAACGUGCACAGUUACAAGUGUUUUGGAAGAAAUCUAACGAGACAAACUAGCCAUGUCUAAAUAUGUGGAAAGUGAGGCUUAGCUUUGACCUGUACCUUGAAUUUUCCAGUUUUUUAUGUGUAAAAGUAUUUUUUUGUUUUUUUGUAGUGUUUCUCUUGUACAUGUAACAGUACAGUUACAAAGUUAGUGUUAGUUUUUGUACAUCAGUGCUGUUGGAAACUGCAAUGCCCUAUCCGUCUGGCUUUCCUACUCCUAAUAAAGCUUUUAGUUGUACCUUGACCACUGCUCAUCGAUUUUUCAAAUGAACAACCAGAGACCGUAACAAGAAUGUUGAGUUAAAAACAUGAUCUCCUUUGAAAUAUUCUCUGCAAGCAUAGGUGAGUCUCUGCAAAUGCUCUAUAGUCAAGUGACUUGAGUUCUUCUUAACACAAAUGUGCCAACAACUGGACGCUACUGUUUUCAAGGGUUUGGCAAAUGUUACUGUCAAAAUGUUCCAAUGUAAUCUCCUUGGAAAUGGAUCCAUCACCCUAGAGUCAUUUGAUGGCAUGCAACGACAAAACCAAAGGCAACAACAACCAAAUGCAACUCGACUGGUAGUCAACAGCUGGUAAGCAAAGCAAACCUCUUUGUUUCUCAUCAGUAAAUGAGUUUCUCAUUGUCCUGUAUUGCAAUCUCCCCUCAAAGGGUGGUACCCAAGACAGCUUUUGCCUCGGGGAACAAAAGAAAAAAAAGUUCAACUGAAUGAGCCUUUUUCGAUGUAGUCCGGUUUCAUCAGCUAACAUUGUGAAAAGUGCCGCAACAUCCCAAUAAGUUUCGUCCUUUUUCAGCAAUGAACGUGUAACCGCCAUUUUGAAAACUGAGCCCUUAAAUGACCAUUUUUGCCAAAGAAAUCGUCCGACCUCAGUUAAAUGAUUGGCAACAGGUCAUUUUUAAAUCAAAAUAAAGAUUUCUUAAGUACUUGUAAGAACUUUUUGGAAAAAGAACAUUUUUAAAUUUGAAAGAAAAUGUCUCGGUUUCAAAACUUUAACCACAAGCAUGCCAUUUCAAACAACGGAGACCUCUGGAAGAACGCCAUCGUCCCAACAGCCAAACUGGAAACAAUUGCUGAAGCCAAUUCGCAGUCGGACCAAGGACUAUAUAUAAUAAUUUUCAGAUGCUUUUGAAAUACAAGCUGAAGAUAAGGGCAACGUGUUAAUUGUGUGUUCUAAUUGCAGGAUGAACCCUCCUCCAAGGCAACUGCCCUUGCAACUAUCCUGAAUUGUGUCCUCAAGUUGUUGGACCAAUAAACCAAAGUGCACCAGUGCGGCUGCUGGCACAGGCUUCCCUUGAGAGUGCUGGUGGAAUCUUCAAGUGGAAAUGUGCAUUGAAAGUGGGACGAACAGAGGCUCGAAUUAAAGUGUUUCUGCUGUUUUUAAAUAAAGACUUUAAAAUGA